Ipomoea nil (Japanese morning glory) is the source of this 317-nucleotide messenger RNA. RefSeq names its product defensin J1-1-like. The record is from RefSeq and is a predicted model, not a curated record. NCBI's taxonomy places the organism in Eukaryota, Viridiplantae, Streptophyta, Magnoliopsida, Solanales, Convolvulaceae. The transcript has 2 exons. Bases 15 to 251 code for a protein of 78 amino acids.
CUCAAUUAACAAAGAUGGCUUUUUCUUCUUCGGUUCGUUUGUUUGCAACAGCCUCACUCUUGGUGAUGCUCCUCAUAGCCUCUGAGAUGGGUGCUGCUGCGAGUCUUAUAAAAUGCUUGAGGAAGAACUUGAAGUUGGAGGAGUUAUGUCUUCCAUUGAAUCCCAAAUGCAAUGAAGUUUGCAAGUCUGAUGGGUUUGCCAAAGGGAUCUGCAUCCAUUUCAUGUGCACCUGCAUCACGGGUAGUUGCUAACUACCUUAUCUAAUAUAAUAUUGCUUAGCUUCCUUCAACUUCACUCUUAUAAUUAUAUAUAUAUAU